Messenger RNA from Nycticebus coucang (slow loris), 1185 nucleotides. Its product is annotated as HLA class II histocompatibility antigen, DR alpha chain. Gene Ontology annotation, cellular component: MHC class II protein complex; membrane. The record is from RefSeq and is a predicted model, not a curated record. Bases 107 to 871 code for a protein of 254 amino acids. Gene Ontology annotation, biological process: immunoglobulin production involved in immunoglobulin-mediated immune response; immune response; antigen processing and presentation of exogenous peptide antigen via MHC class II. Lineage: Eukaryota; Metazoa; Chordata; Mammalia; Primates; Lorisidae. The transcript is spliced from 5 exons. Gene Ontology annotation, molecular function: MHC class II protein complex binding.
UUCUAAUCAUGCCAGACUCCAUCACACCCCACAUUCUCUUUUAUUCUUAACUGCUCUGCCUCUCUCCUGAGCUGUACUGACACUCAUCAAAGCACCCAAGAAGAAAAUGGCUGUCAGUAAAGACCCUGUGUUAGGAUUUUUCAUCAUGGCUGUCCUGAUGAACCCUCAGGAAUCCUGGGCUAUCAAAGAGGAACAUGUGAUCAUCCAGGCCGAGUUCUAUCUGGCUCCUGACCAAUCAGGAGAGUUUAUGUUCGACUUUGAUGGUGAUGAGAUUUUCCAUGUGGAUAUGGAAAAGAAAGAAACAGUCUGGCGGCUUGAAGAAUUUGGACAGUUUGCCAGCUUUGAGGCUCAGGGUGCAUUGGCCAACAUAGCUGUGGACAAAGCCAACCUGGAGAUCAUGAUAAAGCGCUCCAACAGCACCCCAGAUACCAACGUGCCGCCAGAGGUAACUGUGCUCACGAACAGCCCUGCGGAACUGGGAGAGCCCAACGUCCUCAUCUGUUUCAUUGACAAGUUCUCCCCGCCGGUGGUCAAUGUCACGUGGCUUCGAAAUGGAAAACCCGUCACCACAGGGGUGUCAGAGACAGUCUUCCUGCCCAGGGAAGACCACCUUUUCCGCAAGUUCCACUAUCUGCCCUUCCUGCCCUCAGCCGAGGACGUCUAUGACUGCAGAGUGGAGCACUGGGGUUUGGAUGAGCCUCUUUUCAAGCACUGGGAGUUUGAUGCACCAACUCCACUCCCCGAGACUACAGAGAAUGUGGUGUGUGCCCUGGGCCUGGUUGUGGGUCUGGUGGGCAUCAUUGCUGGCACCGUCUUCAUCAUCAAGGGUGUGCACAAGAGCAACGCUGCGGAACGCCGGGGCCCUCUGUGAGGCAUGUGGAGGCAGGACAUCAAUUCAGAAGCUUUUACAGAGCCUGGCUCCCUUGGUGUUAGGGUAGUUUGACCGCACAAAAUGGAAAUCUCUUGGAGGUCAGGUGACCAAGUGCAAUCAGAAACUCUAAGAAAAAGGUAAAGUGUGGCUGCCUAUCCAUGUUCAGGUGGAGAGAAGGGCAUGCACUUCAUGUUAGAAAACUCAGAUUAAUAUUAAAAGACUUUUCUAAAGUCAAAUGAUUAAGAGAGAGAGGAUGGAAUUUGAAGGAAAGAGCUCAAAAGACUCAUCUUAAACUCUUUACUAUGUGUGUCCUG